GUGUUCUCUUACAGAAAGUCAGUGAGAAGGUUGGAGGAGCUGAAGGCACCAAACUUGACGAUGACUUCAAAGAGAUGGAAAAGAAGGUGGACACCACCAGCAGAGCGGUGCUGGACAUUAUGACCAAAACUACAGAGUACCUACAGCCGAACCCAGCGUCCAGGGCAAAGCUGAGUAUGAUCAAUACGAUGUCUAAGAUUCGCGGGCAGGAGAAGGGGCCAGGAUACCCACAGGCCGAGAGCGUGCUGGGAGAAGCCAUGCAGAAAUUCGGCCGAGAGCUCGGAGAGGAGUCCAGCUUUGGCCUGGCUCUGAUCGAUGCGGGCGAGGCGAUGCGGGAGCUGGGGGAGGUGAAAGAUGCAUUAGAUAUGGAGGUCAAACAGAACUUCAUCGACCCGCUACAGAACCUGCACGACAAGGACAUCAAAGAGAUCCAGCACCAUCUAAAGAAGAUGGAGGGUCGGCGUUUGGAUUUUGACUACAAGAAGAAGCGUCAGGGCAAAGUGACCGAUGAGGAGAUCAAGCAGGCGCUGGAGAAGUUUGACGAGUCCAAAGAGAUCGCGGAGCGGAGCAUGUUCAACCUGCUGGAGAGCGAUAUAGAGCAGGUGAGUCAGCUGGCAGCGCUGGUCAGAGCUCAGCUGGACUAUCACAGGCAGGCCACUGAUGUCCUACAGCAGCUCUCAAGCAAGAUGGAGGAGAGGAUAAAAGAGGCCUCCAGCAAGCCGAGGAAUGAGUUCAUUCCCAAACCACGCAUGGAGCUGCAGUUACCCAGCGAGACCCACAACGGAGGAAUACACACCGCUAAAUCACCUGCACGAUCUCCAGCUCCUCUGGAUCAGCCCUGCUGCCGCGCUCUGUAUGACUUUGAGCCGGAGAACGAGGGAGAGCUGGGCUUUAAGGAGGGUGACAUCAUCACCCUGACCAAUCAGAUCGACGAUAACUGGUAUGAGGGGAUGAUCCACGGCCAAUCGGGGUUCUUCCCCAUCAACUACGUGGACAUCCUGGUGCCUCUGCCCCACUAGGCCCGGCUCACCCCCCCCGACUCCCCCCUCUGCUGUUACCUAGCGACCCAGUUCGCUUUCGCUGUGCAUCUGUGCUACUCUUCACUACCGUUUCUGUUGACCCGUCGCCGUGGAGAGGGGCAGGAGGAGGAUGAAGGUGAUGAAGAGGACGGUGGAUGAAGCCACACUCUGACGCGUCUGUGUGCCCGUGCAGUGGUCUGCUCAGAAGCAGGUGGUCCGUGUGUGUACAAGUCUCUGAAACUCUCACUGGGUUUUUGCUUUAAAGCAGAAAAAGGCUGUUCUGUUCACCCGUCGGCUCGUUUAUUGUUGGGUUUGUUGUUUUGUUUCCGGAGAAGCGCCUGGAGCACUGCUGCCCUCACCUUCGCUGACCUGCAGGACCGUCGCUCCCUUCUCCCAGCGGAGACCUUCAGCCGGAGCCUGGACACCGGUCCUCUCUCACUUCAUGGCUUUGGCUGUCCGUCUUCCUGCUGUCCUCUGUUUCUGACUGAAUCACACUGCGCACUUUCCUCGUGACUUUGUUUUCCUCCUGCAUGCGUAGUUGUAGCGUCUUUAACUGGGACCAUUUGUGACUCUUUGCCGGCAUUACUGGUUGGUUUGGUUGUGUUUUGUGAUCACAGAGCAGGUUUCUCCCACAGACUUUCAGCAGAACCAGCUCCAAUCAGCUGCUAGAUCAGCUCCAGUUCACUAAGCGCUGUAGAAGCUGCUACACCAGCAAACACUGCUAGAUUGGUUUGGCAACCCAAGUAAACUUGUAAUCAUAACAAAUACUGGACAGCCAGAACUGUUUCACUGCUAGUAAGUCAACC
Molecule: messenger RNA, 1825 nt
Organism: Colossoma macropomum (tambaqui)
Lineage: Eukaryota; Metazoa; Chordata; Actinopteri; Characiformes; Serrasalmidae
Product: endophilin-A1-like
Exons: 8
Coding region: 75-1019 (314 amino acids)
Biological process (GO): synaptic vesicle uncoating
Cellular component (GO): glutamatergic synapse; cytoplasm; presynapse
Molecular function (GO): protein binding
Source: RefSeq, a predicted model, not a curated record